This is a messenger RNA of Aureobasidium subglaciale EXF-2481, 2528 nucleotides long. RefSeq lists its product as uncharacterized. Gene Ontology annotation, molecular function: protein binding. The record is from RefSeq and is a predicted model, not a curated record. Bases 372 to 2528 code for a protein of 718 amino acids. Lineage: Eukaryota; Fungi; Ascomycota; Dothideomycetes; Dothideales; Saccotheciaceae. The transcript is spliced from 3 exons.
CUUACGAGGGAAGUUGACUCUUAGGAGAUGGAGGUAGAUCGGUUCUCCAAAAGUGUAUACAGGCUAUGAUGUACCCAUACAAAGGCAAGGUCAUUUUCAUGGCCAGGUCGACGACGACGACGGGCCUAUGAUGUCGUCGCUCCGUGAGUCGUACGCACAAUCGACGACACAACUAUGAUGUCGCCCCGUGAGUGAACGAACCCCUUGUAGUCGAACUCCGUGAUUUCGACGCGUCGACUGCGGACUCCCUGAAUCGUCUUUCUUGACCACCAGACGCAGCUUGCAUCGUACGCAAACAUCAAUCUUUCUCUGCAUUGACGCAACUUUCCCCACCCCAACCACUUUUGAUCGAACAGAUCGAAGUCUAAGCAAUGGACAUUGACCUCCUUUCGCACCACAGAUCUGUCCUGAAGCGCGAAGCUAUGCUUCGUAAGAUCAGACAGAUGGGUGUUCCACGUAGAAUCACUCACACGCGCGAGACUCUGAUGAGAGAGUUCAUCCAUCGUCCUAUGCCAUUUCGCCCAGUGGCCGGAUCCGCUGCUCGUCCAGUGCCCGCCGACGCUUAUACGCCAUCGUAUCUCCCUCUCGCUCACCUAAUCAAGAUCUCACUCAAGGACCUUCAGUGUGAGACUCGUCAUCACGGACGCUUCUUGCUGCUUCGUGUGUUCUGCCAGCCCUUCCGCAAGUUGGCCAUCACAGCAGCCGUCGAGGAUGAGACUGAGGACGUCGACAAGAUGUCCCUCUACCACGCCAAGGAUUCCCUUCGUGCGUUCGAGAUUCUGCCUGAAGGCAGCGUGAUAACCAUCAAGGAGCCCUUCUACAAGAUGGAGGACAACGGCGCGUACACCAUCCGUGUGGACCAUCCCUCCGAUAUGGGUUUCCUGGAUCCGCACAACGAGAUGUACCCAGAAGAGUGGAAAGACCCUGAGGACUUUCAAAUGACGGCUCUGGAGUGGAAGCUGGAAGGAAACCAAGCUUUCGCUAGAGAAGAGUACCUGGAAGCACACCGUUGUUACACUCGCGGACUGGCUCGCGCAGACUCACAUGAACUUGACCUGAAGCAUGAUUUGUUGCGCAACAGAUCCUCAGCCAACCUUCGCCUCUCACACUAUGAUCAGGCCAUUAGCGACGCUUUCUUCUCUCUGACGAGCGAUCAGGAUGAUCCAGAGUUCAGGAGGAAGAACUCCGAAGCUCACUGUCUGCGUGGUCGCGCCAACUACAACCUUGGACACUACACCAAUGCUCUCAAAUCGUUCAAGGAGAUGCUUCAGCUCUCUCCAUCGGACGCAAACGGCAAGAAGGGGCUAGCACGUACCGAAGCGCGCCUUGUAGAGGAGCAUGAAGGACUGUAUGACUUCGCAGAGGUCGUCGAUGAAGUCAUCAAGAACGGAUACUCUGCCGAUCGCGCCAGUUUCAUCUCCAACACUCAGAUGCGUCAGACUGAGGACCGUGGCCAGGGCCUUUUCGCCACCAAGGAGAUCCGCUUGGGCGAGUUGAUCAUGUGCGAGAAAGCCUUCAUGACUGCACACCCUAGCGACGACAAGCCAAAGUCGCCAAUGUCAGGUUGGCUGAGUAGCGUCCAGAAGGUUAUCGACAACCCAUCCCAGAGCAGCAACAUGCUCGGUCUUUACUCUGGUAGAGUAAGAUCAUCGACCACUUCUGUGCCUAUCAUCGACGGCCUUCCUGUGGUUGACACCUACGAGUUCUUGAAGAUACUUGAUCUGAACGGUUUCAGUUAUGAAGUCGGCCAGGAAACAAAGCCGUACGGCACCACAGCACACAUGUCGCCCACCAGUCCUAAGUCGACCGGUCUGUGGACACACGUCAGCAACGCCAACCAUUCAUGCCUCGCCAAUGCAACAAGAAGUUUCAUCGGCGACAUGAUCAUCCUCAGAGCCGCGAGAGACAUUGCCCGCGACGAGGAAAUCACAAUCGCGUACCUCAACCCACAGCACCUUCUGGCAAAGCGUCAAAGAGCUUUCGCUGGCGCUUGGAGCUUCGUUUGCACUUGCCCUCUUUGCGAUUGGGAGAGACGCACGACUGUCCACGCGCAGGAGUUGGCUGAGAACAUCGAGACUGGCCUCGCCUUCAUGGGAGACAAACUCCACGACACCACUCUUCCCGAUGACUCAAGCAUCUUAAUACUAGCUGAACUUUUGGCAGAGGACCUCGAAGACUCUUAUGCUGACCACCUGUUGCGUCGCUUGCCGUGCUUGGGCAUGGCGCAUGUUUGGCAAUGGCUCUCGCGGAUAUAUCUUCUUCAAAACAACAGAGCUGCGCUCGGAAACAGCUCUUACAAGGUCCUCUUGAGUUACGGCUACUGGGUCAAAGUACAAGAUUCGAUCGUGAGAGUGGAGCUCGGUUAUGGGAUUCCUGCAGUUGGUGUGGUCGACGCUUUCAUGUGUCUCGCUCAUUUGGCUGGAGAAGACGACGUCGAGCUCAGUUCAGAGUUCAAGGCUUGGGCCAGAAUGAUCUACAAGAUCGUCAACGGAACCCCUCUUGGUUUCGAACUGAAGUACGGAGACUAA